Messenger RNA from Candida dubliniensis CD36, 747 nucleotides. It is a transcript of the gene DPB4, whose product is annotated as DNA polymerase epsilon noncatalytic subunit. Gene Ontology annotation, biological process: heterochromatin formation; leading strand elongation; DNA damage response. Lineage: Eukaryota; Fungi; Ascomycota; Pichiomycetes; Serinales; Debaryomycetaceae. The transcript has a single exon. Gene Ontology annotation, cellular component: epsilon DNA polymerase complex; CHRAC. Bases 1 to 747 code for a protein of 248 amino acids. The record is from RefSeq and is a predicted model, not a curated record. Gene Ontology annotation, molecular function: protein heterodimerization activity; chromatin DNA binding.
AUGCCACCAAAAGGUUGGAGAAAAAAUGCAGAUGGACAAUAUCCACAACCAAGCAGUAAAGAAAAUGAGUUGAUAUCAAUUGAUGAUAUUUUGUUUCCGAGAACUACCAUUCAGAAACUAGCCAAGAAUAUAAUUUCCGAUGACGAAAACAAUACUAGCCAAAUGACGAUAGCUAAGGAUUCUCUUCUUGCCUUACAACGAUCAGCUACAGUAUUUGUUUCUCACUUGUUGUUUCAAGCUAAGCAAAUAUCCAAAGAAGCAAAUCGGAAAACUGUGUCAGCGCAGGAUAUGUUGGCUGCAUUGGAAAGGGCAGAAUUCAGUGGCUUUAUACCCGAAGUGAAACAAAAACUUAGUGUUUUUGAAGCUAAUGUUGCUUCAAAGAAACAACUGAAAGCUGCCAAAGCAAUCUCAACAACUGAAGGUGGGGAAAAGAGUACCUUAAAGAAACCAAAACUUGACAAUGAAAGUAUGGAAAUUGAUGCUGAUGAUGUUAAUGUUAAUGGUGAUGAAGAUGAUGAUAAUAGUGCCGAUGAAAAUGAAGACGAUGAUGAGAAUUCAAAGCAAGACAUAGAAAAUGGUGAUGAACAAGAGGAGGAUGGAGACGAUGAUAAUGAUGAAACAGAAGAGGACGUUUCCAACCCCAUAUCAGCUUUAGCCAAAGAGGAGCAAGAGUUACAAGGAGUGGAGACUGAACCUGAAAUUGAAGACAAACCAGAUUCAUCAGAGACUGAAGAAGAAGAAGAUUGA